GGAGAUUAUGUGUGUAACUAAACUCAACUCGCUACAUUUACUUAGAUUCAAGCCUCAUACUCGUAAGUAGUCGCCAGCAUUGAGCGACAUUAAAUUCAAUUUGAGAUUAAGUUCAAGUUUAGCGUUACGAACGUAAUAAACGCUAUGUAUCUAAGCUUUUUGUUAAUCUUUUGCUAUUAUCUGCCGUUACUUAUAAGUGCUUGCCCCAUUUAUCUCACCAUUUCGUUGGACAGCAAAACCUUACAAGAUGCAUACCUCGAAAUAAAUUGGGGACCCGAAUGUCAUGAUCAUCCCGAGUGGAUUGGCAUUUUUAGUGAAGAUCCCUCGACGACCUAUUUUCACCCGGAGGCACGUAUAACAAAUAUAAACAACUCGUCCGGUAAAGUUUUGAGCAAUGUGAAAGUGGGAAAAUUACGCUUCCCACACGGUUGGAAUAGCAAUGAUGAUAAUACAGUGCCCAUUGAAUAUCCAAAAGGAAAAUGUUUGCCAUAUUAUGUAGCCAGUUUUAAUGGUAGUGAACUACUGACGGUGGAAUGCUUGAAGAUACAGCCGAAUUGGAUGUCGAAACUGGAGCACAUAGCGCAAAUGCCGUUGAAGGAUCUAUUCAUACCGGGCACACAUGCCUCUGGCGCUUAUGUUAACAAUUUAGUCAAAACCAAAUCAGUGCUGGUCAAGGAUUAUGUGGUGGCACAACAAUUUGAUGUCUGGUCGCAGUUGGUAUUUGGUGUACGCUAUUUGGAUUUUAGCAUUGGGUGAGUAUCGGUGCAACCAUUUAGAUAUCUCGGAGGAAG
This is a messenger RNA of Rhagoletis pomonella (apple maggot), 791 nucleotides long. RefSeq lists its product as uncharacterized. The record is from RefSeq and is a predicted model, not a curated record. The coding region runs from base 145 to 756 and encodes 203 amino acids. Lineage: Eukaryota; Metazoa; Arthropoda; Insecta; Diptera; Tephritidae. Gene Ontology annotation, biological process: lipid metabolic process. The transcript is spliced from 3 exons. Gene Ontology annotation, molecular function: phosphoric diester hydrolase activity.